AUGUGCAAAGACCUGGAGUUAGAAAAGCAAAAGGCUAUUUACCUCAACAGAAAUCCCAGAGAUGUUAUUACUUCUGGUUUUUAUUACUGGAGAGCAAUUCAAUGUGUAAGAAAUCCAGACACGUUUGAACAAUACUUUGAAUGGUUUCUUCAGGGAAAUGUGACUUUUGGAUCACGGUUUGACCAUAUCCAUGGCUGGCUGCAAAUGAGAGGAAAAGAGAAUUUCCUUAUAGUAUCAUAUGCGGAGCUGUACCGGGACAUAAGAGCCAGUGUAGAGAAGAUCACCCAGUUCUUGGGCAAAAGGCUAGGCCCUAAAGAAUUCAACUCAGUACUCAAGAACAUACCCUUCGAAGUCAUGAAAACUAAUAAAAUGAACAAUUUUCCCCUAGCACCAGAUAGCUUUACAGAUCACAGCAAAGUACAAUUGAUGAGAAAAGGAGCCAUCGGGGACUGGAAACAUCACUUUGCAGUGGCCCAGAGUGAAAUCUUUGAUAAAAUACACAAAGAGAAGAUGGUGGGGCUUCCUCAAGGGUUUUUCCCAUGGGAAUCGUGACCUAAUAUUUCUGAGUCUGAGAUGAAUACUGAUUCCUUUCAUGCCCUUACACACGGGCAUCCUAAGAUGUAGCAGAAAAUUUGUCAUUGUAUCCUGGGGACUUUACCCCAACAGUACAGUUACGCUUGAUAAUUGAAAAACAACAGGUACUCUAUUAAAUUUAUGCCACACGGCUUCAAAAAAACUACACAAUAUUUAA
Messenger RNA from Loxodonta africana (African savanna elephant), 751 nucleotides. RefSeq names its product sulfotransferase 2A1-like. Bases 1 to 552 code for a protein of 183 amino acids. The record is from RefSeq and is a predicted model, not a curated record. The transcript is spliced from 5 exons. Gene Ontology annotation, molecular function: sulfotransferase activity. Gene Ontology annotation, cellular component: cytoplasm. Gene Ontology annotation, biological process: sulfation. NCBI's taxonomy places the organism in Eukaryota, Metazoa, Chordata, Mammalia, Proboscidea, Elephantidae.